This is a messenger RNA of Podarcis lilfordi (Lilford's wall lizard), 11325 nucleotides long. Lineage: Eukaryota; Metazoa; Chordata; Lepidosauria; Squamata; Lacertidae. The record is from the annotation of a GenBank genome assembly.
AUGGCUGAAGUGGAUUUAAGCAUGUCUGGUGCCCCAUUGUCUUUUUCUUUUGGAGCUAGUGGUUUUCUUGCUGUUUAUGAAAUAGGUGUGAUCCGGGGCUUCUUGGAACUAGCGCCUGGAAUAUUGAGGUCUGCGCCAAAAAUAUAUGGAGCAUCAUCUGGCUCAAUCAUAGCAGCAGCUGUGGUGUGUGAACUUAAUCUGGGUAAGCACUUGAAUUGGUUUGGCUUGUUCUAGAUGUACUUAUAUGCAUUUGUGUCUGUUAACUAGGUAAUUCACUGCAAAAUUUAUUGGGUGGGACUUGGGGAGAAGUUGAGUCCUCAAACUUUCUUCUUUCAGUGUAGCAUACAGAGGUAAUGCUGUGAGAGUGCACUGUUCUAUAAAGACAGGAAUAAUACCUCAGAUUCCCAUGCAAAUAUAUCCAAGAAGAAAAAACCCAAUUUUAAUAGAUAUAGAAUGAUUUAUUAGACAGAUACCCCAACAUGUUCUUUAACUGACUGCAGAUUUCUGAACACCUACUCGGGGGAUUGGAUAGCCCUGAAGAAUAUAUUGUAAUCAAUUUGCACCAGGGUAUCUGUCCAACUGUUUGACUUAGAGCUUUUAACUUUGCAAUAUUGUUCUCUUACUCAGGGGCAUGCAUGUAUCUGAAUACUUUAAGAAUCUUUUUUAAAAAGCUAUAAUUGUGAGUGCUCAGGUAUAAUUUCAGAUCUUAGUGUGUUUCCUCUCAGUUGCCCUUAUGGUAAGGAAGCUGCUUUGAUAAACCAUUGAUAAGAUAUCUUAUAAUCUCCAACAUUUAUCCGAUAAAAAUAGGGAUGUCCUAUCCAAUAACAAAAGUUGUUGUCGUUUGUUACAUACCCCGUCCAUCUGACUGGGUUGCCCCAGCUGCUCUUAGCAGCUUCCAACAUAAAUAAAAACAUAACGGAACGUUAAACAUUUAAGAACUUCCCUAUACAGUGCUGCCUUCAGAUGUCUUCAAAGGUUGUAUAGUUAAUUAUCUCCUUGGCUUGGGGGGGUCACAUAACUCCAUGCCCUCCAACAUUUCUCUGAUGAAAAUGGGGACAUCCUAAGGAAAAGCAGGACAUUCUGGGAUCAAAUCAGAAGCUACGGUGGCUUCUGUAAAUCUGGGACUGUCCAUUGGAAAAUAGGGACACUUGGAGGGUCUGAUAUUUACCCAGGGACGCAGAGUAUUGGCAUCUGUCCAUUUAGUUUUUUUAAAGUAUUUUCGACCCACUCUUCAGUUUAAAAAGGCUCCUAGUUACAUUGCAAUGUUUUAACGCGCACCCGUAGCUUCCCAGAGCUUACCCUUUUGCUUUUUUAAUGAAUCGAAGGGACAUUUAUAUCUGUUAGUUCUCAUGAAACAUAGAUAAAAUCCAGUCCUUGCUACAUGAACAGCUGCUUCCCAUGUUUCGGUUUACACAACGUGCUGCCACCCCAACAGGAAUUGCCAAGGGAAGGGGCCGGGACAGACUUAUGCUGCCAUGCCAAGAAUGCCCCACGUCUUCCAGCAAGACACAUAUUUUUUCCUUCUGGAUACUUGUACGCAUCGUAGGAAAAGCUUCCCUUGCCAAAUUCCUCACAUCUCCUAACAACUCUCAGAGCCAUUAAAAACUACAGCUCCCAGAAUUGUUGGGUGGAAGUCAUGACAGUUUCAAGUGGUAUGUUACUGCUUGAAUGGUAUAGUGCAGAUGGCAGCCUUAUUUUUUUUUUUUUUAAUGAUAUUUAUUCCAAGUUUAAAAUUACAAAAAGAGAAAAAAACAGUACAAAAUAUAAAAAGAAAUACAAAAAAAAUUUUUUUUCCAUAACAGAGCAAAGUAAAAAGAAAAAAGAGAACAAUAAGCAAGACAAAAAAUAUAAAAAUACAUUAAAUUAAAUUAAAACAAAAACAAAUUAAACCUUUACAUAACUUUUUCCCUUUACUUAUUUCCUUGACCUCCUCUCACCUCCCAAUUUUGUAUUCUAGUUCAGAUCGUUUUUUCCAGCAAAUCCUUCCAACCUUAUUUUCAUUUACGUAUUUUAAUUUAAAAUAUUAUAAUUAAACAUCCUCUGUUUCAUCAAUUUCAUCAACUCAUUUUUGCUUAAUCCUUUAUGUCAUAUCUACCAAAACUGCCUACAUUUUCUUUUUCCGACAUCUUUCUAACAGUCUUUAAUAUUACAAUAUUUUUGAAGAUAUAUUUUAAAUUUUUUCCAGUCUUCUUCCACCGACCCCUUAGUUUUGACUCCAGGCCACAAGAAAGUCAAUGUUUCCCCGAACCUAAAAUUCAGAAUUUGCUUUUCUAGCUUUUUCAGUGACCUUAGCCAAUCACGACCCUACAUGAACUUGUUAUGCAUUAGUCGUUAAGUCACCGUCCCUUAAUAUCUACUCAAACAUCUUCAACUGUUCUAAUUCCUGGGUAUCCCAGUAUGCUUAGGACACAGAUAUUUUUGAUCAAUCUAAUCUGUCUGGCGACAUGUUCCAUCUUUCUAAAGCAACUCCCAGACAUGGCAUGUGAGCUGAAUUAGUUUGGUCAUCUCAGCAGCUAUUACGGCAAAGAAAUGCAGAAGUGCCUAUGUUUAUGCAUGUAAGCUGAUCGAUAACAAUAUCAAACUGGGUCAUGACAUGUUAGUGUGUUGGCUGCAGUGUGUGGCACACAAAUGCUCCCCGGGUUCCUCCUGGGGUUGGAAAGGGUUCGUUUAAUCUCCAGUUUGCUAGUAAAACUGAAUUACCAUGUCAAAAAGUGAUGCAAAACUGAAUUACUGUGUUGCGAAAUGAUGCAUGUUCAAAAAGCGUGUCACCAACUGGAAAAGUUUGGAAAGCUCUGCUCUAUGCCUUUCCCAGUUACCAGACAAACAUUUGCAUUGCAAGUGGCAUUUUCCCUCUCAGGCAGAUGCAACAAUGGUCUUGCUAAUGAUUUACAACUGCUGAUUUAUAAAAGCGUUAUUUUAUUUCUUUACUUAUCCAAAAGCAUUUAUAAACUGCCUUAAUAGUUCAAAACGUAUCUCAAAGAUCCAAACAAUAUAUUUUUCAAACAAAAACAAAAAACCCUCAAACCAGUGUAAUAGCAAUAUAAAAGCACAGAAAAGCAAAUAAAACAGAAAUCCAGAGGAUUUGAAUAUGUAAAACAGGGUCCAUUCUUAUGGGCCAGGGAAAGUCAUCACCAGAUGUCUGUGGCAACUAAUGGUUGCUUCAUCACAUAUGGCAGAGGGAAGGGCAUUCCACAGCACAGGGGAAAACAGAAAAUGCCUGUUUUCAGAUCACCACCCUAUGAUUAGACAAAUUCAGGGAGGCUAAGGCUACCAGUGGUCAUGUUGCCUAUAUAUUCUUACACGCCACUCCAAUCUCCAUGCGGUGUGAGAUUUCAGGGGUUCCAGGCGCUUAAUCAGGGUUGGUGUUUCGUUUGGGAAUGAGGCACAGCUGAGACUGUUGUGUCUUUAUGAUAUAUGGUUUAUUUAUGCAUAUAUACAACCUGAGCCUAUGAUGGAGGGGCUCCCAGCUUUUACACCCCAAGUGAGUCCUGUUUCUCCCAUUGCUGCAGCCUCAGAGUCAGCUGCUAGUCCCCUGCUCUUCAGCUUUCCGCGUUCACAGCCUGACCCCUUUUCCCCUCGAUGAUGUCACAGCCCACUCAAAUCCUAAAUCCAAUGCUCUCCUUUUGUCUCUGUUCACUAUCUCAGAGUUCAGGGAGGAGCUCUCCUCAUUUGCUGGCAGGCUUUGCUAAUAGUCCAUCUCUCUGUCUUUGUUCUCUGCUAAUGGCUCAUCUUCUCCCAGGCAAUUUCUUGCGCAUGGAAAAACUGUUUUUUGAUAUUGCUUAAUACUCCAAGCACUGAUUAAACUCCAACACCCAUUAAACCAAUUUAGGGGAGUCAAGGCACCCACAGACUCAUAGCGAGAUGUUACCUCCAGUAUCAGAGACAGUAUAUGUCUGAAUACUGGUUGUGGGAGAACUUUAUCAACGUCUUGGAUGAUGGACUCAAGGGCAUCCUGAUCAAAUUUGAGGAUGACACCAAACUGGGAGGGGUGGCUAACACCCCAGAGGACAGGAUCACACUUCAAAACAACCUUGACAGAUUAGAGAACUGGGCCAAAACAAACAAGAUGAAUUUUAACAGGGAGAAAUGUAAAGUAUUGCACUUGGGCAAAAAAAUGAGAGGCACAAAUACAAGAUGGGUGACACCUGGCUUGAGAGCAGUACAUGUGAAAAGGAUCUAGGAGUCUUGGUUGACCACAAACUUGACGUGAGCCAACAGUGUGACGCGGCAGCUAAAAAAGCCAAUGCAAUUCUGGGCUGCAUCAAUAGGAGUAUAGCAUCUAGAUCAAGGGAAGUAAUAGUGCCACUGUAUUCUGCUCUGGUCAGACCUCACCUGGAGUACUGUGUCCAGUUCUGGGCACCACAGUUCAAGAAGGACACUGACAAACUGGAACGUGUCCAGAGGAGGGCAACCAAAAUGGUCAAAGGCCUGGAAACGAUGCCUUAUGAGGAACGGCUAAGGGAGCUGGGCAUGUUUAGCCUGGAGAAGAGGAGGUUAAGAGGUGAUAUGAUAGCCAUGUUCAAAUAUAAAAGGAUGUCACAUAGAGGAGGGAGAAAGGUUGUUUUCUGCUGCUCCAGAGAAGCGGACAAGGAGCAAUGGAUCCAAACUACAAGAAAGAAGAUUCCACCUAAACAUUAGGAAGAACUUCCUGACAGUAAGAGCUGUUCGACAGUGGAAUUUGCUGCCAAGGAGUGUGGUGGAGUCUCCUUCUUUGGAGGUCUUUAAGCAAAGGCUUGACAACCAUAUGUCAGGAGUGCUCUGAUGGUGUUUCCUGCUUGGCAGGGGGUUGGACUCGAUGGCCCUUGUGGUCUCUUCUAACUCUAUGAUUCUAUGAUUCUAUGAAGGAACAUUAUAAUGGUUUGUGAAUGAACUCUGUAUUAUUUUUGUUCAUUUCCCCACAUGAAACACAAAUUAGCUUCUGUGGCAUGUGCAUGAGUAAUUGUCCCUUCCAGGUACCUGUUAAUUGUUUUAGCAUGCUUUAAAUAACAUGGAUUUUCAUAUGUAGGUGUCAGUCAGCAGUUCAUAUCUAAUUGCGACCCAUCUCCCCCAUCAUGGUGUUAAGUUCAACAGUUCAGAAGAAGGGCAGAACUGGAAGUGAUAUCUGCAGAUGCCUGGUCUCAGCUCUGCAUUUGUCAAGAUAGCAAGAAUGGGAGGGAAUGUGGGGAUAACUAUUCUUAUAAACAACCGAGAGCAUAAUUUAAUAACAGGUGAUUCUAAUAAUCCUGUCUGCCAUUUUCUAAUAAAUGCUUGUUUUUUCUCCUCUGCCAGAUGAUGUAAAAAGGUUUUUCUAUAGGGCUGCACAAGAUACCAGGAAUCCCAUAAUUGGCCCUCUUGCCCCUGGUUGCAGUGUGGUUCGUAUCCUGCAGAAAAGACUGCACCAAAUUCUGCCAGAGAACUCUCACCAGAUGGCCACAGGGCGGCUUUAUGUUUCUCUCACCCGUCUGGUAGAUGGCCAAAAUGUUGUGGUUUCUGAGUACAGUUCCAAAGAGGAGCUUAUCCAGGUGACAAAAAGUUCAUUUUUUUUGUUUUUGUUUUUCAAAGCUCUUUAUAGUAUUUUUCACUGCAAUUUCAGGUAAUUACACAGUUCCUCUCCUAUGGGAUAAAAUUAAGAUUAAAAUAAUACUUAAAUUAACAUCAAGGUAAUAACAUGGAUUUUAAAAAAUAAUAAUUUCAUGAAAUUUAUAUACUGCUUGAUUGGGGGGGGUGUAACCCUCAAUAAAUAUCCUGUAAUGAAUAAAGUGCUUUAAUUGUUAAAGUGUUUUAAUUGUUGUGAUCCACCCUGGGACCAUGGGGUGAGGGGCAGGUAAUAAUAAAAAUACUUUGUGAGUUCAUAGCAGAAUCAAGGUUUGAAUUUCAAGGACUUUCUGGCUUAGCCACUAAAGUUCACCAGCUUGUCCCUUUAAAUGAAGAAUAUGAUAGAAUUGCUUCUAUCCAUCUAAUGCCUCCACAACACACAGAUAUUCUUUCUCUUCCCACAGGCAUUGGUUUGCAGUUGCUUUAUCCCAAUCUAUGCUGGCUUCAUCCCUCCCUCCUUCCGAGGUGUGGUGAGUUUAUUUAGCACCAUCCUAGAGAAGGCUGGUUAUUCUGUCUUUUCAUGCUGUCUAAUACACUCACAAACUUAUAGUGCUCAACCGUCCUGAUCUAAGCAGAACAUCCUAGAAGUACAGAAGCCAUCCCGGCUUCUGAUUAGAUCCCAGAAUGUCCCCUUUUUUUGGUCCCAGUGCUCUGGUGUGAGUUAGCUGGCUCCUGCGAGAGCUCGGGACCAAAAAAACGAGUGUCCCAAUUUGGAUCCCCUGGAUGUUGGAGAGUAAUAUAAUAAUAAUAAUAAUAAUAAUAAUAAUUAAUAAUAAUUUAUUAUUUGUACCCCGCCCAUCUGGCUGGGUUUCUCCAGCCACUCUGGGCGGCUUCCAUAGAAACAAAAAAUACAGUAAAAUAUCACAGAUUAAAAGCUUCCCUGAACAGGGCUGCCUUAAGAUGCCUUCUAAAUGUCAGGUAGUUAUUUAUCGCUUUGACAUCUGAUGGGAGGGCGUUCCACAGGGCGGGCGCCACUACCGAGAAGGCCCUCUGCCUGGUUCCCUGUAGCUUUGCUUCUCGCAAUGAGGGAACCGCCAGAAGGCCCUCGGCGCUAGACCUCAGCGUCCGGGCAGAAUGAUGGGGGUGGAGACGCUCCUUCAGGUAUACUGGGCCGAGUAUGCAAGCUAUGUUUGCAAUACUAACAGUGGAAUGUCCUGCAAGCUAUGUUUUGCAAUGUAUGCAAGCUAUGUCUGCAAGCUAUGUUUUGCAAUGUAUGCAAGCUAUGUAUGCAAGCUAUGUUUGCAAUACUAACAGUGAAAUGUCCUGCAAGCUAUGUUUUGCAAUGUAUGCAAGCUAUGUAUGCAAGCUAUGUUUGCAAAACUAACAGUGGAAUGUCCUGCAAGCUAUGUUUUGCAAUGUAUGCAAGCUAUGUUUGCAAUACUAACAGUGGUACCUGAGGUUAAAUACGCUUCAGGUUACAUACGCUUCAGGUUACAGACUCCGCUAACCCAGAAAUAGUGCUUCAGGUUAAGAACUUUGCUUCAGGAUGAGAACAGAAAUCGGGCUCUGGUGGCGCAGCGGCAGCGGGAGGCCCCAUUAGCCAAAGUGGUGCUUCAGGUUAAGAACAGUUUCAGGUUAAGAACGGACCUCCGGAACGAAUUAAGUACUUAACCCGAGGUACCACUGUACCAUGAAGCUUCACUGACUGAGAACUAGGUGAACUAGUGUUUUUUUGUGUUCUGGUACUCUCUGGUAUGAAGCACCAUUACUUUUUUUCUUUUGUGUUGUAAUGGCAGUCUUUUUGUGCUGGAACCCACAGCAAGGUGUGAGUGCCAGCCAGUACCUAACUUUUUACCAAAGGAAAAGAAAAAAAGAAAAAGCCUCGCCUUCAGGGAUACCACAGAUACAUGAAUUCUAUAAAUAGCAAUUGCCUUUCAGUUACAAUAAGUUUAUACAAGGAGCUUAGAAAGUGGAUGUGAAUUUUAACUUGUUUUAUUAUUCUAACAUUUUGCACGCUUUAAACUAAUGCUGUAAAUUUAUCUUCAUUUUCUUCUUUUAUCGUUUUGUUAACCGCUUUGAGGCUUUCUCUUUUUUUAACCAUCAGGCGGUAUAUAAAUUUUAAACCAAUUUUUAUCCACUCAAGUAAAAACACAAGCAAUUUUUAAAAAAAAUAAAAUAAAAACAUCAAGAAAUAUUUCACAGCAAAAGAAAGAGUCCGAUGGUGACUUGCUAUUAGAGAUCCAAGCAAUUUAAUCAACAGUAGCAGUAUUAGAAUGCAGCUUUUUUUCUGCUAACCUUUCAAAGUACUAGUUCUGCUUCAGCUGUGCUGCAUUUGCUGAACGCAAUUAUCUUGAAACAUCCCUGUUGCUUUCUUGCAGCGGUACGUUGAUGGAGGUUUCACUAACUUGCAGCCUUGUUCCGACUUGGAGACGGCCAUCACCGUGUCUCCUUUUACAGGAGAGACUGACAUCUGCCCUCGGAACUGCCCAGCAAUGUUCUACGGCUUUCAUAUCGCAAACUGCACCAUUCAGAUAUCCAUAGAGAACUUGUGCAGAAUUAGCUAUGCUAUAUUUCCACCCAACUGCCGGGUAGGUUUCCUCAAUCAUCUAGUUAUUACGUUGUUGAUCAGUCUGUCAAGUAAGAUGAGGGAGUAGAAUUAAGAAAUGGCUUACAAAUAUUGGGUGGGGAAGAGCACCGAAAGGGAGAGGGGAUGCCAGCAAAGGCUCACUGGAGUACAAGCAUUUAUUUUAUACAGUCUGAAAAGUUCUGUGUUCAAAUUGCCAGACUUUGAUCUAAUUGCCAUAUUUGGAUGCACUGCUUUUUAAAAAGGUUUUUCACUGGCGGGGAAUGAACUCAAAAGGGCACUGUUAACCAUCCCAAGAGGCACAUUCAAAGAAUACAACUUACAUACGAUAAAGAUUUCUUAACAUUUAAAUAUAAUUUAAAUAAAUUUAGUGCUUACAUUUAACAUCAGUAUUCUCUUACACCACUGACAACUGGAACAGUCCAAUUGUCCAAGAUUAUUUUGACGCAUUGCAUGCCUUUUCCUAGGUUUUGAAUGACUUUUAUUCACAAGGAUAUCUGGAUGCCAUUCUCUUCUUGCACAGAAACAGUAAGUGCUACAUGGCUCAUAAAAUGUUACAUGACUCCUCCUGACAAUGCGCCUCUCCUCCUGAUGACGUGUGUGUGAUGUCACAGGCACGACAUUACGCAUGUGCUCCAUCACUGCCCCCCCCCAAUCUUUGGCCCAAAGUUGUGCCUCUGAACACAAGUAAACGGCAUUAUAUAUUUCUGGAGAGAUUUCUAUACCGCAAUCACAGCUGUAAUGUGAAGACAGCAUUAUUCUGUUUUCCCAGGCACAGUGAAUUAAGAGUACACUGUCCAGACUCCAUAAACCCAACCCCCUUUCUUCACUUGGCCUAGGAGAAACCCACAUUGAAGCUGGUGUGUGAUUUAGACUCCAGAUUUAAGAGUAUUAUUCUUCUGUACAUAGGAGAUUGGUCUGUUUAUUCUGGUCUGUAACUUUUUCUUCAGUGUGAAAGACGAUUAUGGACUUAACAGCAUCUAACACUUAUCUUUGGGUGCUUCCAGAUGGGGGCUUAAUAUUGCAAACAGGUCGCUCAGCUAUAGCAGUCAGUUGCUUAGCUGGAGAGGGUUUUGGUGGUUUUUGUUUUUUUAAAAAAACAGAUAUCACAUUUGAAAGAAAUAAUUUUCUGCAUAAAUCCUAAUUAAAUUGUGGGGGGGAUCCAGGCUGGCAUUUUGAUCAGGCAGAUGCUACAAAAACAAACAAACAAACAAACAAACAAACAAACACCCCUUGCUUACACCAGUAGCAAGCAAAUAAAUGCCAGUCUGGAAGCUCCUUUGUCAAUGGAAGUAACAUUUACAUGAGAAUGGCCAAACUGGACUUGAUUGAGGCAAAAUAGCCACCUAUGAGUAACUAUCUGUGCCUUAAAAUCUCAGCCAACCAACUCUGCACACCCCAACCCACCCCAAAACCAGCAGAUUUUGCUCAUUAUGCAACAUCUAUUUCCCCCUCCUUUUGAAGACUUACAUCUGGAGAAGAGUUCUAUGUAACUCUGGAGUUUGCUUCUAGCAUUUUAAGAAGAGUUGGUCUCAUAAGCAAUAUGCUCUUACUUUUACCUGGUUUGUGGGAAGGGCAUAGCCAAUAAAGCUUAUAAACCCCUUACAUAUUUUUCUGUUCUUAAAAAUGCCAUUUGUAUUACUUUGCAUAUUUGAUUAUUUCUUGUUAGGUAUUUGAUUGUUUCUUUGAUUAUUUCUUGUCAGAUAUUUUUGAAAUCUGCUCUCAUGCCAAAACAGUUGAAUUUCUUGGUGUCUUCAGUAAAAAAGAGUUGUUCCAUGCUGGUCAAGCGGCUUCCUGCCAACAACCAAGGGUGGACGUCCUCAGCACGCCUAUCAGGACAGUUCCUAAAGGCUUCUCGAAGCCCUCUAAUUGUAAGAAUGGUACAGUCCAUAGAGCAGGCAGCAGACUAUUGCCACAACAGUCUCUGCAUUGUCCGAAAGGUGAGAAACCCAGAUGCAGACUGCAAUAGUACAGAUUGUAAAAGCAACUGCAAUAGUACAGACUGUAUAAAUGCAGACUGCAAUAGUACAGAUUGUAAAAGCAAGUAAAACAAUUUACACAGUCAUCAAAACAAGUAAAACUCUUUCAAACCAAAAUAAAAAUGUACAGAUUGAACAUAUUGUACCACCAGGUCCUAGUAUUAUGCUAUACACUGUCUUCACACAAUGUAUCGUUAUAUAUAUUUCUGCCAUGUCCCCCUUACUUGGGUAAUUGGAUUUCCCAGUCAUUUAAUAGCUGCUGCUAGGGAAAUAUAUUGUGGAGAUUUGUAUGUGUAAUCUGAUUUUUCUUUUCCAUAAAUCAUUAAUUCCAUUACUAUUAUUAUUUUCAUACCCCGUUGGAUGUAGCUUCAGCUAUCUUACAAAUGCAGAAAACACCCGGAUUGCUAAGUAUGGUAACAAGAUUCAUAUUGCAACAAAUUACGUCCAUUAAACCUUCUACAAGAGUGGCAUGGUCUUUCUGUAAAAGGUAAGGAUUUCCUAGAUGAGAUUCUUGAAUGGGGUUUGAUUUUUAAUUGUUUCAGCAAUGACUUAGCAAGAAGAGUGAAUUUUGUGUUGAUUGGAUCAGAAAUAUACUUAGGUAUUUCUUUGUCUAGUGUAUGGUUUAUUUAAAAAACCAACCAACCCAACCAAGCAGACAGCCUCUGAUUGGCUAGAGGAAAUGGUGGUUCUUAAUUGUUGAUAUUUGACUGCAAUUUUAUAAGGAAUUUAUAAGGUUUAGAACUAUGUCAGUCUAUGUGUGGAGAAGAGGUGGGAGGGUCAGGCGUGCGCUUAACCCUUUCCCCACCUGCUCUUUCUCUACUUCCCAGUCACCCUCUCCCAAAUUGGUUUUCCUGUUUAAAAUGUGUCAUUGAGUUCCUGUCUCCUGCAUUUGUAAGCAGAAUGUAGUCUGGCCCAAACUGAUAGAUAUAGGUGGGAUCAAGGCCUUUUAGUAUAGGACCCCGAGAAUGGAAAUCCUUAGUGAGUACAGAACUUCUUGAUCUUUGGUCUUUAGAACUUCAGCUUUUUUUUUUAUCUUGUCUUGAAUCCUAAAUGCAGGCGUGUACCUCAAAUAAGGGUGUUUUCAAAUGUUAUAUUAUACAUAGACAGACUCUGGCUCCAGUCUCAAAGCUUGCAAUGUGUUCGCUCCCAAUUUUCCCUUGAUUUAUCCUGUAUCAUUUCUUCUAAAGGUUGUGGCGUGUUUUGGAAGAGAUCAGCUGGCUUGGAAGACAGUUCAAAAGGUCUAAGUGA